This is a messenger RNA of Trichobilharzia regenti, 543 nucleotides long. The record is from the annotation of a GenBank genome assembly. NCBI's taxonomy places the organism in Eukaryota, Metazoa, Platyhelminthes, Trematoda, Strigeidida, Schistosomatidae.
AUGUCCUUGAAUCCGGCUGAUGGUUUUGUUUGGCCGUGGCAAUACAAUUUCCCGCCGUUUUUCACCCUCCAACCAAAUGUCGAAACUCGAAGAAAGCAAAUAAAUGCAUGGUGUCAAUUAGUAAUUGAUUAUUUCAAAAGCAGAAACCAAUUCUCUGUCAGUGUUGCCGCCAUUCGUGAUCCCACUUGUCCUCUUUUUAAUAAUAAGAGUAUCCAACGUUCAGCCAGUCCAGAUUUAAUUGCCCUCAUAUUGGAUGAGUUGUGUAGGCGUGGAAAUCUGGAGUGGCUUGAUAAAUCUCAUAACAACGCUAGGAUUGUUUGGCGAACAUCUGAAGAAUGGGCUGAUCUGAUUUCUAAAUGGGCUCGAUCAACUGGCCAUGGAAAUUCAGUUUGCACAUUUUAUGAGCUAACUGACAGUGAUAAUACAAGACAAGAGGCUUUUCAUGGACUUGAUAUAACGGUUUUGAUAGAUGCGUUGACUGUACUGCAGAAACGUGGCAAAGCUGAAUUAAUGGGAGAUGCAGGUGUUAAGUUUUUCUGCUAG